Aaosphaeria arxii CBS 175.79 is the source of this 1460-nucleotide messenger RNA. RefSeq names its product Metallo-dependent hydrolase. Gene Ontology annotation, molecular function: hydrolase activity, acting on ester bonds. The coding region runs from base 117 to 1325 and encodes 402 amino acids. The record is from RefSeq and is a predicted model, not a curated record. Lineage: Eukaryota; Fungi; Ascomycota; Dothideomycetes; Pleosporales. The transcript has a single exon.
CAAUACAUUCACCAUCUUCAAAAUAUCCAAAGCUACAAAAACACCAAUUUUACAACCCAAACACAUAAAUUUAUCAAUCCAAGGACUGAUACAAAUCCGUCAAACAGCUAACAACCAUGAACCCCCCACAAGAAAAAGAACCCUUCCCCUGGUCCAUGGGCGUCUACGACGCCCACUGCCACCCAACCGACACCAUGACGAGCAUCCCCGCCAUCAAGACGAUGAAAACCCGGAUCCUCACCGUCAUGGCGACGCGGUCGCAGGACCAAGAGCUAGUAACCUCCGUGGCGGACUCCCACAGCGUGAAGUCCCCCUUUCCGGAGAAGUGGUCGGACGACGAGAGGAUAGUGCCGUGCUUUGGGUGGCACCCGUGGUUCUCGCACCAGAUGUACGUCGCGGAGGGCGAUGACGUGGGUGAUGUGGAUGCGCUGAGGGAUCUGGUGGGGGAGGAGAAGGUGAGGCAUUAUCAGAGGGUGCUGUUGCCUCGUCGUGACGACCCGAGCGAGGAGGACUUGAGGAUCUUUCGUGCGUUGCCGGAUCCGACGCCCUUUCAGAAGUUCCUGGCGGAGGCGAAGAGGCAGUUGCAGAAGUAUCCGCUCGCUCAGGUGGGGGAAAUUGGCCUCGAUCGCUCGUUCAGGGUGCCGGAACCGUGGGCGCCGGACCUAGAGGAUAAGCGUGAUAAGACGCUCACGAUAGGUGGCCGUGAGGGGAGGAGGUUGACGCCGUUCCGAGUGGACAUGAAGCACCAGAAGAUGAUCGUGAAGAUGCAGUUCCAGCUUGCGGCGGAGAUGAACAGGGCGGUCAGCGUACACGGUGUGCAAGCUCACGGCAUGGUAUUCGACACACUGAAAGAGUUAUACGAGGGGCACGAGAAGAAGGUGCUGAGCAAGCGUGAGAAGAAGAAACAAGGCACGAGCCAGCCAACGGAAACAUCCCACAGCGAGGUAGACACCGAAACAACAAGUCCCCCAUAUCCUCCCCGAAUCUGUCUUCAUUCCUACUCGGGAAACGCAUCGAACUUCAAACAGUACCUCAACCCAGCCAUCCCAGUGGAAAUCUUCGCGAGCUUCUCCACGGCCAUAAAUCUAUCAGAUGAUCUCGACGGCGAGACGCCGAAGAGCUUCGAGGAGAUGAUACAGAUUGUGCCCGACCACAUGUUGCUCAUAGAAAGCGACUUGCACACUGCUGGCGAACACAUGGACACGCGAAUCGAGGACAUCGCGAGGAGGAUAUGCAAGGUCAAGGGGUGGAAGUUGGAAGAGGGAGUGAGGAUCCUUGGAGAUAAUUGGAGACGGUUCAUUUUCGGCGACGUGAGGGAUGGCUGAAAGUGGUUAUAUCUAGUUGGAGAGAGCAUGGGUCGUCUGCUGCUCCUUCUUUUAUGUGAUGAUAUAUGUAUGAUUUGAUAUUGGCAUGGGGCAUCAUGUAGUAUACCUGUAGAAUGCAUAGCGAAUGAAUGAUCU